GUACCAAUACCUGCCCAAUGCGCAGGCCGACUCUGCAAACGAAUGGGGUUUCUAUGGUCGUUGGUGGCGCUCUUCGUCGCCCCCAUUCUGGUCGCUGUUUUUGGCUUACUUUCUGCUACCCUUUUUGAAGCUUAUCGGAGAAGAAUCAACAAUACGCAUGUAGAAUCUCCCGCAGUCUUCGAGGUCCCCAAUUCGUCAAAACAGGUUCCUUGCACCCAUAUUUCCGAUCCAUCAGAGAAGUAUAUAUCUUUGAUAAUCCCUGCAUACAAUGAAGAGCUUAGGCUUCCUGGAGCUCUGGAGGAAACUAUGAAUUAUCUUCAACAAAGAGCGGCAAAGGAUGAGUCAUUUUCUUAUGAGGUGGUGAUUAUUGAUGAUGGAAGUGUUGAUGGGACAAAAAGAGUAGCUCUUGACUUUGUAAGGAAAUACACUAUAGACAAAGUGAGGCUUAUCCUUCUUGGUAGAAAUCAUGGCAAGGGAGAAGCAAUUAGAAAAGGAAUGCUUCAUUCACGUGGUGAACUGCUUCUAAUGCUGGAUGCGGAUGGAGCAACCAAGGUUAAUGACCUUGAAAAACUUGAAAAUGAGUUCAAGGUCUAUGGAGAUGUUGACCAAGCUUCUGCAAAUUAUCUGAUGUUAUGCGGCUAUGCCUACCAGAUCCAUGCUUUUGCCAGAAAGGAGUGUCACGAUGGAGAUUUAGCAGCUAGCAAUUCAAGUUUUAGGAUAUCUGAUAUCCCAAUUGCCGCAUUUGGUUCUCGUGCUCAUCUUGAGGAGAAGGCUCUGGCUACAAGGAAAUGGUACCGGAACUUUUUGAUGAUGGGUUUCCAUCUUGUGGUGCUCUUAACUGCUGGUCCUGGAAUUCGUGACACACAGUGUGGUUUUAAGAUGUUUACUAGGGCUGCUGCAAGGAAGCUUUUCAAAAACAUCCGUUUGAAGAGGUGGUGUUUUGAUGUCGAGUUAGUGUUUCUAUGCAAGUGGUUUGGUAUCCCAAUGAUUGAGAUAUCUGUGAACUGGUCAGAAAUUCCUGGGUCCAAGGUGAAUCCAUUGAGCAUACCAAAUAUGCUUUGGGAGCUUGCACUCAUGUCUGUGGGGUAUCGGACCCAUAUGUGGACAACUUCUACUUGAGCCUUCAUCUUAGAGUUUCAUCUUGAAAAAGUAAUGUGGUCUUUCCAGAGGCUCUCGAUCUUCCAGUACAAUACCUGAGAAAGAAAAGUGUCAGACCUGAUUAGGCCGUGGGGUAUAGAUCUUUUCUUUCAAGAACAUUUGCCAUGGGAAUAUUUUAUGCAAACCAUGAUCUUCCCUUACGGUUUCAAUUUGUGAAAUUAUUUGGUGGUUUCUCCCCCUUCUAUUCUACCUUCAUACAUUUUCCUGACAAAAUUCGGAUUGUGAUGUCGUUUUCCAGAAAUAAGAGAUUGAAUUGAGCAGUA
Carya illinoinensis is the source of this 1421-nucleotide messenger RNA. Its product is annotated as dolichyl-phosphate beta-glucosyltransferase-like. Gene Ontology annotation, cellular component: endoplasmic reticulum membrane. The coding region runs from base 43 to 1119 and encodes 358 amino acids. NCBI's taxonomy places the organism in Eukaryota, Viridiplantae, Streptophyta, Magnoliopsida, Fagales, Juglandaceae. The transcript has 10 exons. The record is from RefSeq and is a predicted model, not a curated record.